Mercurialis annua (annual mercury) is the source of this 1901-nucleotide messenger RNA. RefSeq lists its product as uncharacterized. The record is from RefSeq and is a predicted model, not a curated record. NCBI's taxonomy places the organism in Eukaryota, Viridiplantae, Streptophyta, Magnoliopsida, Malpighiales, Euphorbiaceae. The transcript is spliced from 2 exons. The coding region runs from base 1074 to 1730 and encodes 218 amino acids.
AGCAACGUGAUCUAACUUAGAUCUUCGUGUUGGUUGAUACAUUGUUAUAGCAAGAACCAUCCAACAACUUAGUAUUUUAGUGUUUUCAGUCUGCAGUUUGUCUUGGUAUGUUUUCUUGUGCAUUAUUUUAAUAAUGCCGUGACCAAUUAUGACUUUGAAUGACAUCUUACCUAUUUGCUUAACUUAUGUUUAUUUAAGGGAAGGCAUAGAAAACGAUGAUUUAUGCGUUCAAAGUUCAAAUCAAGAUUCGCGUAUUAGAAUAAAGAAUUACAUUCACCUAUGAUGAGUAAUUUCAUAGUACUAAUUGUUAGUGAAAUCAUGCAUGUUUAUAGAGCAUGGCUUACCGGGUAAUAAAGGAUUGUUCAUUGUCCAAGUGGCGACAUGUGGGACAAGUUGGGACAUGUUGGAACAUUGAUCUCGGGGUCUAGUUACUGGUUUUCAGACAGUACACAGAUUUAAUAUCUGCUUUCUAUUAAAGUUCAUUGUUUAAGUUGCAAUAUCAAAAUACUGAAAUCCCAGGCUAUUUUUCCCCUGUUUCUCAAUAUUCAGUUGGUUUUGACCCCGUUGGCCGUAUCAUUUACGUUACGUAUUCCUCUUUCUUUAGGAGUAAGCUGCGUUCACAAGCAAAUUGUCAUGUUUUAGAUUAUUUUAAAAUUUUAUAUUUAUAAUAUGCUCUUAUAAAAAAAAAAUGUUUUCGUUUACGUUCAACAACGGAACAACUGGUUUGGUAGGAAGCACUUAUCCAUGCUCAAGUAGAAUUUGAACAAGUAUGCCUACUCCCCUUGAAGAUAGAAUAUACAUGAGUCAUGACUUAUGAGAAAAAGUUAGGCUGUAUUUGUCAAUGGUUUUGCAAUUUAAUUUUAUUUUAUGGUGCUAGCUGUCAUACUAGAAUAUUAUUUCUUCAAUUAAAACCGCCCUUAGUUGUUUCCAUAGUUUUUAUAUACAUAUUUUAAUGGUAUUACAAAAUAUAAUACUAGUCCCUGCUUCCACAUAUAAAAUAGCUAUGCCUCUGCAGCUGAAACAAACACUUCACUGCUAAUUAUUCAUAAGAUAACAUAUUCUGAUACUAAAGCAUGGCUUCUUGGUCACCUGAGAAUGCAUCUCAAGCUUUUCUUCGAGCCAUUAAGAUGGGCAAAAGAAGUAAGCAGCCUGAUAUAUCCGAGUUCAUAUCCGCCCUGGCAGCCGGGAACAAUGCACAGCUCAUGGUGAUGGUAUCGGCUCGAGUAGCAGGAUCAACCGCGUUAUCAUUAGUCGCAGCCGCACAUCAAACUGGUGGCCAAGCCGUGUGCAUUUUACCCACAGAAUCCGGUCUUAAUGCGUCAAGAAAUGCAUUGGGGCAUUAUGCAAACUGUAUCAAGUUUGUGGUAGGAGAUGCCAAAACUCUUUUAAUUAAUGACUAUAAAGGAGCAGAUUUUGUGCUUAUUGAUUGCAAUAUUCACGACAGUAAAAAAGUAUUUACUGCUGCACAAAAAUGUGGAAAAAAUGGAGAAGGGCUUAUCGUAGGGUACAAUGCCUUAGGUAAAGGACACUGGCCUUGUGAAUUUAGGACUCAUUUUUUACCCAUUGGAGAGGGGUUAAUGGUAACUAAAGUAGGCAGUAAAAUUGGUAAUUAUGGAGAUGUAAAUAGGAAAAAAAGUAAAUGGGUUUCUAGAGUGGAUAAAUGUACUGGUGAAGAGCAUGUUUAUAGGAUCAAUUAUUUGCAGCAAGAAAUUGAAGCAUGCCAGGGUUAGUAGGUCUAGUGUUCUUGAUAUGUUUAUGAAGAUGUAAAAUGUGAGAGGCAAAAAUGGUACCAUCUGGAUUUAGUUUUAAUCAAGAAAUCCAGUGUACUCUUCGUUGGUUAUUUGUUUUUUUAAAAAAAAAAUAUUGUACUUUACAAAUCAAGUUUGUAUAUAUUUGGACUG